Molecule: messenger RNA, 1801 nt
Organism: Xenopus tropicalis (tropical clawed frog)
Lineage: Eukaryota; Metazoa; Chordata; Amphibia; Anura; Pipidae
Product: solute carrier family 40 member 1
Exons: 8
Coding region: 64-1743 (559 amino acids)
Biological process (GO): transmembrane transport; iron ion transmembrane transport
Cellular component (GO): membrane
Molecular function (GO): iron ion transmembrane transporter activity
Source: RefSeq, a predicted model, not a curated record
UUUCAUAUUACCUGAGCAGGUACAGAGAAGGAUAGAGCCUGCACAGAGGAAAGAGUACCAGUCAUGGAUUGCUCAGAUGAUAAAACACACAGUGAAGGAUGCAUUGGAUCCAUCAUGAAACAACUGACAUCCACAAAGUUUUUUCUUUAUCUCAGUUAUGCUCUUUCCACCUGGGGAGAUCGGAUGUGGCAUUUCGCAGUAUCAGUCUUUUUGGUUGAACUUUAUGGUCACAGCUUAUUGUUAACUGCUGUCUAUGGGUUUGUAGUUUCUGGCUCUAUCCUUCUGCUGGGGGCUGUCAUAGGAGACUGGGUGGACAAAAAUGAAAGAAUUAAAGCUGCUAGGACAUCACUGGUCAUACAGAAUAUCUCUAUCAUGUUCUGUGGGAUAAUCCUAAUGAUGGUUUUUAGAUACAAGGAUCAAGUUACAACACAACACAAAUGGCUCUUGACAGUUUGCUACAUCUUGGUGAUCCUUAUUGCAACCAUUGCAAACAUUGGAAGUACUGCCACUGGCAUCAUCAUUGAAAGAGACUGGAUAGUAGUGUUAUCAGGUGGUGAUAAGUACACCCUAGCAGGUAUGAAUGCUACUAUUCGAAGAAUUGAUCAAGUAACCAAUAUAUUAGCACCAAUGGCAGUUGGACAGAUAAUGACCUUUGCCUCACUAGAGACUGGCUGUGGGUUUGUUUCUGCUUGGAACCUGAUGUCAGUCUGUGCUGAAUACUUUUUAUUAAGGAAAUUGUAUGACAUGACUCCGGAGUUAGCCAGCAAAACACCUCAGCAGGAAGAAAACAUGGAAAUGAAACAAAGAAAUGUGCAAGAAUAUGAGAGUUGUGAAUUAAUGCUGGAGAAUGAAAAAUCAGUUGAAUUGGAAAGUACUGUAAUGGAUAAAGUUCCAGAUGUGCCUUAUUCUAAAAAGACAAACAGAACCAGUUGUGCUUCUGAAUGUGUCAAACCUUUUAAGACUUUUCAAGAUGGAUGGAUUCUGUAUUACAAGCAACCAUUUUUUCUUGCUGGACUGGCUCUUUCAUUCCUUUACAUGACAGUUUUGGGUUUUGACUCAGUUACAGUUGGGUAUGCUUACACACAAGGUCUGAGCAGCUCAGUACUCAGUAUCUUAACUGGAGUAUCAGCCAUUGUAGGCAUACUUGGAACUAUGGCAUUCACAUGGUUCCAGAAGAGAUGUGGUUUAAUACAGACAGGCGGAAUCUCUGGGAUUGGACAACUCUCUAGUUUAACAUUAUGUGUAGUAUCUGUUUUUAUGCCUGGAGGUUCACUCAAUCUGUUCAAUACUUCAUAUGCAAAUGUAAGCAACAAUGAAAUUAUUGAAGAAUAUUCUAUAUCUACAUAUGUACCAUAUACCGUAUUGUUAGAAGCAAAUAUAACAGAAAACUCUUCCAGUGUAUCUUCAGUAUCCAUGAAAGAAGAUCUCUCCUCCGUAAUCCUGUUGUUCACUGGUGUCAUUGCUUCACGAGCUGGUCUCUGGUCUUUUGAUUUAACUGUCACUCAGCUGAUUCAAGAGAAUGCAAAGGAGUCAGAAAGAGGCAUUAUAAAUGGUGUUCAGGAUUCUAUGAACUGUCUUCUGGACAUGCUCCAUUUUGUUAUGGUAAUUAUGGCUCCAAAUCCAGAAUCAUUUGGUCUGCUUGUGCUGAUUUCAGUCUCAUUUGUUGCUAUGGGACAUAUGCUGUAUUACUGUUAUGCAUACAAAACACUUGGUAAACAUCUGUAUAAUUUAUGCCAAUUUUAAGUAUUUAUCAAAGUAAGGAUUAUAACACUCAAUCAAUAAAAUUAUGUGUGUGUUUAUU